Odocoileus virginianus texanus is the source of this 1622-nucleotide messenger RNA. RefSeq names its product defective in cullin neddylation 1 domain containing 2 (gene DCUN1D2). Gene Ontology annotation, biological process: protein neddylation. The record is from RefSeq and is a predicted model, not a curated record. NCBI's taxonomy places the organism in Eukaryota, Metazoa, Chordata, Mammalia, Artiodactyla, Cervidae. Gene Ontology annotation, molecular function: ubiquitin-like protein binding; ubiquitin conjugating enzyme binding; cullin family protein binding. Gene Ontology annotation, cellular component: ubiquitin ligase complex.
CGCCGGGAGUCGGAGUCCUUUGUCCCUGGACGGUGUCCUGGCUGAGGCCCGGGCGGGGACGGCGCAGGCGGCGGGGCGGGCGCGAUCCGGGGCGCUGUGGGGCUAGGGCGUGACCUCCAAACAGCCCAGCUCCUCCUGGCACUGAAACUGAAGAAGGCGGUGACAUGAACUGUCCCCUCUGAUCUUUGCUUUGGCAACUGAGAAGCUCAGAGCCUAAUUUUCAGCUUUCAGCUCUUAUAUAUGAGCAUAAGCUUAAAUCAUCUCAGAAGGACAAGGUCCACCAGUUCAUGGCAUUUACUCAGGCUGGCAAGAGAAGUGCCGCCCACUGCUUAGAGCAGAGCAAGUAGACAGCAGACCUGGCCACGGACAGCUGCUUCCUGCACCCGAGCGUGUUCACAGGGAAUCCAUGAGAGCCUCUGUGGACAGGAAGAGACUGGAGCGGCUGUGUAACAGGAACAAAGACCCACAAGAUGAAAAUAAAAUUGGAAUUGAUGGAAUUCAACAGUUUUGUGAUGAUUUAAGCCUAGAUCCUGCCAGUAUCACAGUUUUGCUUAUAGCGUGGAAAUUCAGGGCUGCAACUCAAUGUGAAUUUAGCGAAAAGGAAUUUGUGGACGGCAUGACAGAACUUGGGUGUGACAGUGCAGGGCAGCUGGAAGCCCUGCUGCCAGGACUGGAGCGGGAGCUCAAGGACACGGUGAGGUUCCAGGACCUUUACCAGUUCACCUUCACCUUCGCUCGGAGCCCGGGGCAGAAGGGGCUGGAUUUGGAAAUGGCCGUGGCAUACUGGAAUCUGGUGUUUUCUGGAAGGUUUAAGUUUCUAGAUCUUUGGAACACCUUCUUGUUGGAGCAUCAAAAAAGAUCAAUCCCAAGGGACACUUGGAACCUUCUUCUAGAUUUUGGAAACAUGAUCGCAGAUGACAUGUCCAACUGUGAUGAAGAAGGAGCAUGGCCUGUUAUAGAUGAUUUUGUAGAACACGCAAGGCCAGUGGUCACAGGUGGUUAAAGCAGUCGUGUCUCGGCAGAAAACUGAGCUGGACUUGGAUGAACAGAAACCACGUCCUGCAGGAGACGCUGGUCAGCUGUGCCUGCCGCCCGUUUCUUCCUGACCCGCCAUGCGCCUGGAGACGGGGCCCCAGCUGCCGCUGUGGAGCCCUCCACGACCGCCGCAUUUGUGGGGCGGGCGGAGCCUGUCUGCAGCCCCUGCCCGCCCUGUGCUCUCACAGCCAGUGGUGGUCCGGUAACCACACCUGAGAACCUGCCAGUCAGGCGGCUGGAAACCUGUCCUGAGAAGGCGGCUGUUGUGGACGCUGAGGUUUUUAGAUUUGGUGCCAGGAUUAAGAUGGAAGUUUUUUGAAUUAUCCAGCUUCAUCAGUUCUGUUUUUACCUCACUUUUCUCUGGACGCUCAUGGGAAUGAUUUUGCAGGUCGAUGGGCUGUUGAGGUUUGCACAGCGACUUGAAACUGUGUGCAAGUCGGGGGUCUGUUCACUGCUAAUGGUGUCAGUUCAACUUCCUAAGAAGCUUCAUAAAGUAUGCUUUUUUAAAAAAAGAUUAUUUUAUUACAUUUAAAAAGACAUUUUUCCGUGAGAAUUUCUUUUGUGAUAAACUUAAAUUUAAAAACCAA